UUUAAUUUUAGCUUUUAUGUUAAAACCGUUUUAAAGAAUGGAUUUUAAAAAUGAAACAGUUGAAUUGGCAGCAGAAAUGCAAUUUAGAUCUGAGCAUGAAAGAUUACAUGCAAAACAUAAAGGACACGAGGCUAUGCAUUUAGAAAUGGUUAUUAUAAUGUUUGCUGUACUUGGUAUAUCACAAGUUUUACUAAUUAAAUGGAGACAAACUCAUUUUAGAUCUUACCAGGCUACAACAUUAUUUGGAAUGUGGUUAUUUCCAUUAAUUUUUAAUUUGCGCGUGGGUUGGUAUAGAAUGUUAAUAGUUUGGUUGUUUUUUACUCUAUCUACUCUUUUUAUAUUGAGAAUUGCAACACGCAAUCCACUAAAUCCUCAUGCGCCAAGAAUUGUGUAUAAAUGGUUUUUAAAUGUUCACCGUUUGACAUAUGCCGUUGGUAUUCUUGGUUAUGUUAUAAUUAUGUGCACAUUUUUUGGAGUUAACUUAUUACUUAUGUUGCCACCAGAUGUUGCAAUGAAUGCUGGAGUUACCAUUAUUUUUUAUGGGUUAUAUUUUGGAGUUUUAGGAAGAGAUUGUGCAGAAGUAUGUACAGAAAAAAUGGCAGCAAAAAUGGGAUACUUUAGUGAAAGUGGGUUACCCUCAAAACGUCUCUUACCAAAUAUAUGUUCAGUAUGUGGACUAGAAUUAACGUUAUCUAAUAUGGAAGAUGUGGAGGAAGAAAAUAAGGAAAAAACUUAUAAACUCUCUUGUGGUCAUUUGUAUCUUUUUACUAAAGAUUUCAUGAAUUUUGUAUUCGUGGUUGGUGCAUUGUUGGGAAGAAACAAACCUGUCCAUAUUGUAAAGAAAAAGUUGACCUUAAAAGAAUGUUUAAAAAUCCAUGGGAACGACCACAUCUAUUGUUCGGUCAACUUCUUGAUUGGAUUCGCUACUUUGUUGUAUGGCUUCCAAUUAUUGUAGUUAGUGUUCGCGGAAUCAAUUAUAUGCUUGGGCUCGAGUAGUUAUAAAUUUUUUUUAACCAAUGAAAUAAAACGAAUAUAUAGUUUGAUAUA
This is a messenger RNA of Hydra vulgaris (swiftwater hydra), 1047 nucleotides long. NCBI's taxonomy places the organism in Eukaryota, Metazoa, Cnidaria, Hydrozoa, Anthoathecata, Hydridae. The record is from RefSeq and is a predicted model, not a curated record.